This is a messenger RNA of Pteropus alecto (black flying fox), 2117 nucleotides long. RefSeq names its product tetratricopeptide repeat domain 38 (gene TTC38). NCBI's taxonomy places the organism in Eukaryota, Metazoa, Chordata, Mammalia, Chiroptera, Pteropodidae. The transcript is spliced from 12 exons. Gene Ontology annotation, molecular function: protein binding. The record is from RefSeq and is a predicted model, not a curated record. Bases 70 to 1377 code for a protein of 435 amino acids.
CGUGAUUUAGAUACAUGCCUUCGUUAACGGGAGCGAAGAACUCUCUGGAGACUGCUCGGGGUAUCUUUUAUGUUUCAGUACGUCAAAUGGACCAAUGACAAGACUCUCGGCGGCAUCGAGGGCUGUCUGUCAAAAAUGAGGGCUGCAGACCCAAGCUUCGUGAUGGGCCACGCCCUCUCCAAUGGUCUGGUGCUGAUUGGCACCGGAAGCUCCGUGAAACUGGACAAAGAGCUGGACCUGGCAGUGAAGAACAUGGUAGCGCUUUCCAAAACCCAGCCGCUGACUCAGCGGGAGCAGCUACACGUGUCUGCAGUGGAGACCUUCGCCAAGGGCAACUUCCCCAAGGCCUGUGAAUUAUGGGAACAGAUUCUCCGGGACCACCCAACCGACAUGUUGGCGCUGAAAUUUUCCCAUGAUGCCUAUUUUUACCUGGGCUACCAGGAGCAGAUGCGAGAUUCCGUGGCUCGAAUUUACCCCUUCUGGACACCUGCCAUCCCCCUUAGCAACUACGUGAAAGGCAUCUAUUCUUUUGGGUUGCUUGAAACCAACUUCUACGACCAAGCGGAAAAGCUGGCCAGAGAAGCUUUAUCUGUUAACCCGGCGGACGCGUGGGCAGUGCACACUGUCGCCCAUGUUCACGAGAUGAAAGCUGAGAUCAGGCAUGGGCUGGAAUUCAUGCAGCGCUCGGAAACCCACUGGAAGGACUCCGACAUGCUUGCAUGUCACAACUAUUGGCACUGGGCUUUAUAUCUGAUUGAAAAGGGCGAAUAUGAGGCCGCGCUGACCAUUUACGAUGAGCACAUCUUCCCCAAGCUGCGGACCAGCGGCACCAUGCUGGAUGUGGUGGACAACUGCUCCAUGCUCUACCGGCUGCAGAUGGAAGGAGUGUCUGUGGGGGACCGGUGGCGGGAUGUCUUGCCGAUAACCCAGAAGCACAGCCGAGACCACGUCCUGCUGUUCAAUGAUGCACACUUCCUGAUGGCAUCCCUGGGCGCUGGAGACCCCCAAACCACUCAAGAGCUGCUGACUACCCUGCAGGAUGCCAGCAAGUGCCCAGAGGAGAACUGUCAGCACCUCCUGGCCCGCGACGUGGGGCUGCCCCUGUGCCAGGCCCUGGUGGAGGUUGAGAACGGGAACCCCGACCGGGCCGUCGAGCUGCUCCUGCCCAUCCGCUACCGGAUUGUCCAGAUCGGGGGCAGCAACGCCCAGAGGGACGUCUUCAAUCAGUUGCUGAUUCACGCGGCCUUGAACUGCACCUCGGGCGUCCAUAAGAACGUGGCGCGGAGCCUUCUGAUGGAGCGUGAUGCCUUGAAGCCCAACUCGCCCCUGACUGAGCGGCUCAUCAGAAAGGCAGCUGCCGUCCACCUCCUGCAGUGAGCCCAGCCUGCCGUCCCCCAGCCUGACGCCUCCCGGCCGUUGGACCAGCUGCCCCCCAGCUUUGCAAGCUUAGGAAACAAGCCUGUUAGGCUCCUUAAGGAUAGGCUGCAGCUUUAAGCAGAAAACACAGCAACCAAAAAGAGGGGACACAAAUCAAUUGUGAACGUGAUUCAGAAUCUUCUUGUUAAGAGCCAAGGUGCAGUUUUAAGUGGUCAGAAGCCAUGUGGGUGCUACUGUUACCCCUGGCCUUGCAGAUCGUAUGUUCCCAGGGCACGCUUACACCUUCCGGUCCUUCCAGGGUUGGAAGCAGGGGUGGGGCGGCUCAGCUUGGGGAGGGGUCCUCACAGCCCCUAGGCGCACCCAACCCCAACUCCAGGCCACCCUUGAAAGGAAGCCUCUAGUUGUCUUCUGCAUCCUGUUCUAGACAGGCUCUGUCAUCCGCUUUGGGGUCGGGUGCCAGUGGGGGACAGGGAACUUACCAGGGUCACAGUGAAGAGAGGCCCUGCUGAGACUCACCUUAGGCCCCUUUUCUUCUUGGGAGAGGGGACCCCAUCACUCAGCCUGUGGCCUCAACCCCAGCUGCAGCACCCGUGCCCUCCUCACAGAAGCACAAGCCCAUGGGCGCCCUCCUGCUGUCUCUGGAGAGAAGUCUGCGGGCUUCCUGGGGGCCAUUUGUGGCACUGAUUUGGGCUUAUUUUCUCUUUAUUCUAAACCACAUCAUAAAGGGGCCUUGGCACGUG